AUGGCACCGCAUAGGAUCCACGUGGCAGUCCUUGACGCCGACGUUCCCUGUCUAUCCGUCUACCAGCGACGAGGCCUUUAUAGCUCGCAGUUCCGCGUGCUUCUGCAGGCAGCGGCCGAGCGCCUGAACCAGACUGCAGAGACCUUGCAAAAUGGACCGCUAGCAGUCCACGUCACGGCCUUUGAUGCCGUGGGAGGAACACUCCCGCCGCUCGAAUGUUUGCGGUCCAAUCCGCGGACUCCGGCUGAAACCACUGCCGGUGGGCCAUUGGGCGUGAUCGAUGCCAUCUUGAUCACGGGCUCUGCGGCCUCAGCCUACGACGACGAGGCCUGGAUCCGGGACAUGCAGUCGUUCAUCCAGACGGUGCAUACCCAGUACCCGCAGGUGAAGCUGUUCGGCUCAUGCUUCGGCCACCAAAUCAUCGCCCAGGCCUUGUUGUCAGGCAACACCGAAGACUCGGCAGACUCUGCACACACAUUCCAUGUGCAGUCCUCGCACAAGGGCUUCGAGAUGGGUAUCCAGCCCAUCACCCUGCACCCCGCAUUCACCGCGCACUUCCCUCCUCUCGCGCGUGCUACCUCCCAGACUCCAUUCUGCAUCCAGCUCAUCCACGGCGAUCGGGUCGUCCCCACCCCGUCCGCAACAGCUGCAGCCAGCGACGCCGACGUGCCGCUGCCCGCGCCGUGGAUGAACAUCGGGCACAGCGCCGCAUGCGCCAUCCAGGGCCUGUAUUGCCCCGGCCGCGUGCUGACGUACCAGGGCCAUUUCGAGUUCGACACUUUCGUCAACACCGAGCUGUGUCAGGAAUUCGGCCGGCGCGCAAACUGGCCCGCGCUACGGGUUGCCUCGUAUCUGGAGCAGAUCCAGCGGGCUUUUGUACCCGGCAAGGACGAUGAUGAUGACUCCAAGGCAGCGGCUGAGGCUGUGUUGCUUUUCUUUGCGGGGGAGGACCAGCGGACUCGGCCUGGGGGUGUUGUUGCGUCUACUGGGUUGAUGACACCUCCACUUUAG
Penicillium alfredii is the source of this 1011-nucleotide messenger RNA. RefSeq lists its product as uncharacterized. Gene Ontology annotation, cellular component: nucleus; cytosol. The transcript has a single exon. Lineage: Eukaryota; Fungi; Ascomycota; Eurotiomycetes; Eurotiales; Aspergillaceae. The record is from RefSeq and is a predicted model, not a curated record. Bases 1 to 1011 code for a protein of 336 amino acids.